ACAGACAAUGCACAGUCUGUGCACAGUACAGUGCAACAAUCACAAACUCACAGUCACAGCAACUUGUAUCACAGACAAGCUCACACACAGGCAGUUCGCCAUCACAAGCAGGCAUAUUUACAGUCAAAUACAAAUCUGCAUACAUUCAUGAUUUCCAAUCACAUGCAAACACAAGAACUUGCAGCCCACAAUUACAAUCACACAACUAACACCAGCAUGGUUCGCACAUCCAUUCGUACCCACACAACACAAUCACCCCACCAGAGACACAAUCACAAACAUAAGUGUUUACAACCACACAUUCAACACACUCUGCCUGACCUUACUAUCCCCACGCGUUCGCACAGCCAAGCUCAUCCUGGCGCAGGUGGGAUAAAAUCUGGGCCCCAGAAAGACAGCCCCCAUUCCUUUCUCUGCCCCAGGAAUGCUGGUCUUGGGGCUCCUGCUGGCUACUCCCAGCUGCCUUGGCCACCAUGACGACCUGGCCGAGUGCUUCCAGGACCCUGAGUACGAGUCCAUCGUUGUCACAGCCCAGGAGGGCCUCCACACCGCCCCGCUGCCCCGGCGUGUGGUGGUGGUGGGAGCUGGCAUGUCCGGCCUGGUGGCAGCCAAGGCCCUGCAAGACGCUGGCCACCAGGUUUCCGUCUUGGAAGCCAGCAACCGCAUUGGGGGUCGAGUGGUCACAAUCAGGAACAAGGAGGAGGGCUGGUACCACGAACUGGGGCCCAUGCGAAUCCCAAAGUCCCACAGGCUGGUUCACACCUAUGUCAAGAAGCUGGGCCUGACGCUGAACACAUUCAUCCAUUACAAUGACAACGCCUGGUACCUCAUCAAUGGACAACGCUACCGCAUGAGAGAGGUCAAGGCCAACCCAGAGAUCCUGGGCUACUCCAUGAACCCCACAGAGAAGGGCAAGAAUGCUGAGAAUCUCUCCCACCAGCCCACUACCAGCGUGCCUCCUGCCUCACCCCUCCCAGGGAUGAAGAGCAGGGUGAGGCCUGAAGUCACCACGCAAAUGAAUCAAAGUCUGAAAAAUUUCAACUGCAGCCACCUGAUGUCCUCUUCUAACUCCACCAAGCUGCCGGAGUUUGUCCCCUGCCUACCAGGACCUCUCUUCCCACUGCCACGCCUUUGCCUCCCUGGAGUCCAGGCCCACCCCUGGCCAGACCCAGGCCCCGCUAAAACCCCUUCCUACACACUGGGCCCUCCAUCUGGCGUUUCUACCUCCCCACAGGCUUACCUGGUGAAAGAAGGGAUGCUGAACCCGGGAGCAGCCAGGAUGAUCAGGGAUAUGAUGAAUGAGGAUGUUGAAUUCAAGUCAUUCCUAGAGUCCGGGAAAUCUGACAUCAUCUUCUCCAAAAGUGAUGACUUUUCCGAGAUCACAGGUGGCUUCGACCAGCUCCCCGAAGCCCUGAGUGCCAGCUUGAAGCCUGGCACCAUCCAUCUGGGCUCCAGGGUGGAGCUGGUAGUGAGGGAUGGGCCUGAGGUCCACGUUUCCUACCGGGUGGGCAAGUCCAACUCUGCACUGCACAACCUCACGGCGGAUUUUGUCAUCAUCUCCGCCUCCGCCAGCGCCACAAGCCUCAUCACCUUUAGGCCACCACUCUCGCUAGACAAGGUGGACGCGCUGCGCUCGGUGCAUUACGUCAGCGCUACCAAGGUGGUCCUGGCCUGUAAGGAGCCCUUCUGGGAGCGGGAUGGCAUCCACGGCGGGGUCUCCAUCACCGACGGGCCGUCGCGCUACAUCUACUACCCCAGCCACAGCCUUCCCAGCGGCAAGGGUGUCCUGCUGGCCUCCUACACGCUGGGCGACGAUUCCCUCUUCUUCGCGUCCAUGAAGCAGGACCAGGUGGUGGAUAUCGUCCUGGAGGACCUGGCGGCGGUGCACCAGAUGCCCAGGGAGGCGCUGCGGCACCUAUGCCCCUCCUCUGUGCUCAAGCGCUGGUCUCUGGAUCCCCUCGUCAGGGGCGCCUUCGCUGUGUUCACUCCCUACCAAUCUAAGGCCUAUGUGCCGCGGCUCUCCCAGCCAGAGGGCCGCAUCCACUUUGCUGGCGAGCACACCUGCCUGCCCCCUGGCUGGAUCGACACUGCCAUCCAGUCCGGCCUCCGGGCAGCCAGGAACAUCCAGGCUGCCGUGGACCAGGAGGCCAGAGGAGGCAGGCCUUUGCCAACACCCAGAACAGUUUCUGACUUGGAAAGAAGGCCCUGAGGGAACCUGGCAGGUGGGAGGGCGGGGGGAGGCUCAGGAGACAGGUCAUCAUUAGUCUGCCUGGCCCUCAAGCAGGUCCCCCAAAAUGGCAGAUAAUGAGCCCAGCUGGCGAGUCAGCAAGAAAAUCAU
Molecule: messenger RNA, 2338 nt
Organism: Myotis brandtii (Brandt's bat)
Lineage: Eukaryota; Metazoa; Chordata; Mammalia; Chiroptera; Vespertilionidae
Product: L-amino-acid oxidase
Exons: 6
Coding region: 425-2209 (594 amino acids)
Biological process (GO): amino acid catabolic process
Molecular function (GO): L-amino-acid oxidase activity; polyamine oxidase activity
Source: RefSeq, a predicted model, not a curated record